UUCAUCCGUUCUGUUUGUUCCUAGAUGUCCUGAGGAACAGCUGACUACAUCCUCGCGAUGGGCAUCAGCUUCAGGUACUGGGAUGAUUGUGUCGAUCAUCUCGACAUGGAAGCGCUGUGGAUGAUUCCCGACGUCAGCACCGAAUGGACCAAUGCCGGAGAGACCAGAGGUCAGAAAGUUCACCUCUCCAGGGAUCCUGAUGGCCAGAAAUAUUUGACUCAGAAUGAGAUGAGGGCUGUGGCGGAGAUUACUGUCCGUAGAUAUUUCUCUUCAAAGAUUGAUCCGGAUAUGAUCUGUGCCAUUGCGGAGCUUGAAAGUGACAGACAGAUCCUUGUUUCAAGAUUUAACAAGAAAACGAAGGAUACUACGCUGGGGAUAAUGCAGAUUUUACCGAAAACUGCAGAGUGGUUGAAUAGUGAGCAGGGCUAUCUUGCAUAUCAAGUGAUAGGAAAUGAAGAAGUUCUCUAUCGACCUUUUGUAAAUGUUUACUUUGCUGCUGCCUACCUAAAAUGGUUGUCAAACUUCGAGGAAAACGAAAGAAGCGAGGAGUUUGUAGUCAGGGCCUACAGAGGGGGUACAAAGAAAGCGACGCAUAAAUCUACUUUACCAUAUUGGAAACGGUAUCUUUCCGUCAAAGAAACAUUUACAUCCAGAAAAGCUUUUGAUUGCGGAGCUCUGAUGAGUGAUCCUUCUUUCCUUGUAGUCCCUGCAGCACCCGAUACAGGCGCCACAUAUACAUAUUGGGACUCUAGGGCUUCUCCUGAAGAUAUGGAAGAUAUGUGGAAUCACCCUGAUGUUGUUAAAGAAUGGACUAAGUCUGGAGAAAAACGCGGAAAAGUGCGCUUUUCACAUGAUGCAGCUAAGAAACCGUAUCUUUCCCGUGGGGAAGUGAGGGCAGUUGCCGAAGUCAUCCUCCUGAGACACUUUGCUUCAAGAAAAGUUAAACCUACAGUCCUAUGUGCUCUUGCGGAGGUUGCCAGCAUGCGUUUUGUGGAUGGUGUUGGAGAACGUACUGGACUAAUGGGAGUGGACUUCCCGACAGCUUUAUGGCUUCACAAUGAGUUGGGGAACAAGGCUUACAAAGUUGAGUCUGCCGAUGAUCUACACAGGCCUUUUGUAUCGAUGUACUUUGGCGCAGCCUAUUUGGCUUGGUUAUCAGAAUACGAAGGCAGGGAAAGAACCCCUCAGUUCGUUGUUCAAGCAUAUCUUGGUGGCCCGGAGAAUGUGAAUCUUCAGGAGACGGGCCCACUGUGGCAUAAAUUUGAGGAAGCUCUGAGUAACUACGGAGACGUGAAGAGGGACAAUGGGAGCUGCUCCAUCUUGUAAUUCCAGAGCAAAGAGUAGAAUACCACAAAAUUGGGUUGUAAAUCCCCCCGGCCCUGUGGGACCUUCUUUGUUCUGAAGCGGUUGAACUGUUUCGCGGGCUUCUCUCCAGUAAUGAAAUUUGAUGUUUUGUCGUAAAAAAAAAAAAAUCAGACGUGUUUACCUUUAUUUGGCCGUCCUAAAAUUCAUCAAUCGGUUGAGGUGGCUCGAUGACGAGCUCUAUUCUGUUC
Molecule: messenger RNA, 1553 nt
Organism: Syzygium oleosum
Lineage: Eukaryota; Viridiplantae; Streptophyta; Magnoliopsida; Myrtales; Myrtaceae
Exons: 12
Coding region: 58-1326 (422 amino acids)
Source: RefSeq, a predicted model, not a curated record